Messenger RNA from Capsella rubella, 1568 nucleotides. RefSeq names its product serine carboxypeptidase-like 44. The coding region runs from base 1 to 1374 and encodes 457 amino acids. Gene Ontology annotation, biological process: proteolysis. The transcript is spliced from 9 exons. NCBI's taxonomy places the organism in Eukaryota, Viridiplantae, Streptophyta, Magnoliopsida, Brassicales, Brassicaceae. The record is from RefSeq and is a predicted model, not a curated record. Gene Ontology annotation, molecular function: serine-type carboxypeptidase activity.
AUGGCGUUGCAGUGUUUAGCUGAAGGCUUUCCAGAGGAAGAUCUUGUGACUAAGUUGCCUGGACAACCCGAAGUUGCAUUCAGACAGUACGCUGGUUAUGUCGAUAUCGAUGUUAAAGCUGGUCGGAGUCUCUUCUAUUACUUUGUUGAAGCUGAGAAGGAACCACACACUAAGCCUUUAACCCUUUGGCUCAAUGGAGGACCAGGCUGUUCUUCCAUUGGAGGAGGAGCUUUCACAGAGUUGGGUCCAUUUUACCCUACUGGUAAUGGUCUUGGCCUCAGAAGAAAUCCAAAAUCUUGGAACAAAGCCUCAAAUCUGUUGUUUGUGGAUUCACCGGCUGGAGUAGGAUGGUCUUAUUCCAACACAACUUCUGAUUACAACACUGGCGAUGAAAAAACCGCCAAGGAUAUGCUGAUGUUCAUGUUAAGAUGGCUAGAGAAAUUUCCACAAUUCAAGACUCGAAACCUCUUCCUCGCGGGCGAAAGCUAUGCAGGACACUAUGUACCUCAACUAGCUGAUGUAAUACUCGAAUACAACACACGACAGUCAAAUAGAUUCAAGUUCAAUCUCAAAGGCAUUGCAAUCGGGAAUCCGCUUUUGAAGCUUGACCGGGAUGUUCCAGCAAUAUUUGAGUUCUUUUGGUCACAUGGUAUGAUCUCUGAUGAACUUGGCGCCACUAUCAAGAACCAAUGUGACUUUGAAGAUUACUCAUUCUCAAGGACACACAAUAUAAGCAAACCCUGCGAAACCGCAAUGAAUGAAGCUGGAACCAUCAUCACUCAAUAUAUCAAUUACUACGAUAUCCUCCUCGAUAUUUGCUACCCGUCCCUCGUCGAGCAAGAGCUCAGGCUCAAGAAAAUGGGUACAAAGAUGAGUAAUGGGGUGGACGUGUGCAUGAGCUAUGAAGAGCAAAUAUAUUUAACACUACCUGAAGUUCAAAAGGCUCUUCAUGCUAAUAGAACUCAACUUCCAUAUGAAUGGUCUAUCUGUAGCAGUCUCGUGAACUACAAUUACAAUGAUGGGAGCACCAAUAUACUUCCAAUUCUUAAGAGAAUCGUGAAGAGUAAAGUCCCUGUUUGGGUCUUCAGUGGGGAUGAAGAUUCUGUGAUUCCACUUUUGGGUUCAAGGACUCUUGUAAAAGAACUUGCAAGUGAUCUCAACUUUAACACCACAGUUCCCUAUGGAGCUUGGUUCCACAAAGGACAGGUUGGCGGAUGGGUGAUAGAGUAUGGGAAUCUACUGACAUUCGCAACGGUGAGAGGAGCGGCUCAUAUGGUACCGUACGCGCAGCCCUCACGAGCUUUACAUUUGUUCACCAGCUUUGUGCUUGGCCGGAGAUUACCACACAAAUCGCCUCCUGCUCUUCAUGAUUAAAUCAAAAGGAGAAGAAGACUUCUCCUUUUUUUUUUUUUUUGCCAUUGGUCAAAAUGGUGCUUUUAAGUUUAUGGGAAAUGUAGUUGCAGUAUUGUUUUCUGUUUCCUUUAGAAAUCAGUCUCGUUGUUUCCUUUGAAAGCAAUUAUUGAAUAACAUUAUGAUAUAUAUGUUGUAGUGUCAUAAACAUUUUAGAA